UUGUAUUACUACUGAAGUUUGAAGUAAAAACUAAGUGUUUUCCUCUUCUAAAUUUUCAGAUAGACCUGUUUGCUUUUUUCCUUAUAAAAUAUGGUCGAAGUAAAACUGUCGAACUAAUCAAGUCUACGGGUUCAGUUCAACGCCCACCCAUAGCUCAACGUUACCGCAGCAGAGUGGGUGAUGUGUAGCAUGUAGGUUUGGCAUCACAAGCAGCCUGCCCAGCAACAUUCACCACGGCGGGGGAAAUCAGACCCAUUGUGUGCAGGGUGGUUAUCUACCUACAGCGGGACAUGUCAGGAGAGAGCUGCCUGCACCAGCUUCAACCGCAAACUGGGCCAAUUGUGUCAGUCUCUUCAGUGGCCUGCCCCAAGACUAACACUUGCACCUACCGCGGUGUCACCGGCAACAAGUAUGUACAGCUCAAUGUUGGUGGAAAUCUUUACUAUUCCACACUGCAAGUGCUCACCCGACAGGACACCCUGCUGAGAUCCAUGUUUAGCGGCAAAAAGGAAGUGCUCACUGAUAAGGAAGGUUGGAUCCUAAUAGAUCGCUGUGGGAAACACUUCGGUUUGAUUCUCAGCUAUCUCCGAGAUGGAUUUGUGACUUUGCCCAAGAGCAGACAGGGUAUCAUGGAGCUCCUAGCAGAAGCCAAGUAUUACCUGAUCCAGGGCUUGAUAGAUUUGUGCCAGGAGGCCCUGCAGGAUAAUGAAGAAAAGGCUCUGUGUGUUAUCCCAUUCAUAACAUCUCCUAAAGAGGAGGAGAGACUGAUACAAGGCUGCGUAAGGCCUGUUGUGAAACUACUUUACAACCGAGGUAACAACAAAUAUUCCUAUACAAGCAACUCGGAUGACAACCUACUCAAGAAUAUCGAGUUGUUUGAGAAGCUGUCCCUGAGCUACAGCGGUCGUGUACUCUUCAUUAAAGAUGUCAUUGGAGACGAGAUCUGCUGCUGGUCCUUUUACGGACAGAAGCGUAAACUAGCAGAAGUCUGCUGCACAUCCAUUGUUUAUGCUACUGAGAAGAAGCAGAUAAAGGUUGAGUUUCCAGAAGCACGGAUCUACGAGGAGACACUAAAUGCCCUGCUUUAUGAGACUCUCCCAGUCCCAGAUAACUCCCUGUUGGAGGCCACCCGCAGACGGAACAAUUGUUGCUCACACAGUGAAGAGGAGGAGGCCGUGGAGCUGAGGGAGCGCGUGCGUCGCAUCCACAUUAAAAGAUACAGCACUUAUGAUGACAGACCGCUUGGACAUUAGCCUAACUGUGAAUUGAGGCUUCCAAGACACUAUAUAUCCUCAGUUUUCACAUUGUCUGUGGAGAACACUAAACUACCAGCACCCUUUAACCACUUUGUAAUUUGCUGCCGGUACAGAUUGCUGCUUUCCUUUUUGUUUUGUAGGGGGAUUGACAAUCAGUGUUUUGAAUGAAAUCUGUCUUGAACAUUAAUGUGAACGGAACACAAAAAGGUUGAUCUUGAAUUGGCAUCAAUUCCUGUAUUUUAAUUUAUUGUUAUUUUAUGAGGAAAACACUAUCUCUUUAAAUAGUAAUUACUAAUCUAAUCAUAGAAUGUUUUUAUAACAUCUUGCCAAGAUAAAUCUGCCAAAUACAGUACAUCACUCUGUUUCUGCUAACCAUACAGGAUGAUAUAUUCUGUUACAAUCUUGCCUUAUGCCUACGUUAAUCAUCCAUACUGUUAUUUAAGAUGAUUAAUAUAGGAAAUGGAUUUGAAAACAAAUUAUAUAUAUAUGGACUUGGGGUGUUGCAUAUGGGGAAAUUAGGUUGUAGUGUUUGAUUUAUUUUGGUCUAGUGUGAUAAGAAAUGUGCUUUUAAUGCCUAAAGAAUGAAUGAAUGUGCCCUAGAAG
Messenger RNA from Rhinichthys klamathensis goyatoka, 1859 nucleotides. RefSeq names its product tumor necrosis factor, alpha-induced protein 1 (endothelial) (gene tnfaip1). The record is from RefSeq and is a predicted model, not a curated record. The transcript has 7 exons. NCBI's taxonomy places the organism in Eukaryota, Metazoa, Chordata, Actinopteri, Cypriniformes, Leuciscidae. Gene Ontology annotation, cellular component: Cul3-RING ubiquitin ligase complex. Gene Ontology annotation, biological process: negative regulation of Rho protein signal transduction; proteasome-mediated ubiquitin-dependent protein catabolic process; protein ubiquitination. Gene Ontology annotation, molecular function: ubiquitin-protein transferase activity; protein binding. Bases 291 to 1253 code for a protein of 320 amino acids.